AUGAAUUCUAAAGAAAAUAUUGUCAUCUCUGGAGUUGCUGGAAGAUUUCCAGAGUCAGAUAAUGUCAAAGAACUUGAAAAAAAUCUUUUCAAUAAAAUUGACAUGGUGACUGAAGAUACACGUCGUUUUAAAAAUGAUAUUCCUGGGCUACCAAAAAGAAUGGGAAAAAUAAAUAACAUCAAUAAAUUUGAUGCAUUAUUUUUUGGUAUAAAUCCAAAUCAGGCUAAUGCAAUGGAUCCAAUAUGCAGAAUGUUGAUGGAACAUGCAUACGAAGCAAUUAUUGAUGCUGGUAUUAAUCCAUCUACAAUAAAAGGCAGUAAAACUGGUGUUUUUAUUGGAGCAUGUUUUUCAGAAACUGAAAAAAUAUGUGCUAACAAUGGAUAUGGAAUAACUGGUUGUAGCAAGGCUAUGUAUGCAAAUCGUUUAUCAUAUUGGCUUGGACUAACUGGUCCAAGUUAUACAAUUGAUUCAGCAUGUAGUUCAAGUAUUGUUGCUAUUGAAAAUGCAUAUAGAUCAAUUCAAAGUGGUCAGUGUGAUGCAGCAUUAGUUGGUGCUGCUAAUUUAUGUCUUCAUCCAAAUUUAUCAUUUCAAUAUGCUAAUUUAGGUGCUCUUAGUCCUGAUGGUUAUUGUAGAACUUAUGAUGCUGAUGCAAAUGGCUUUGUUCGAGCUGAAGCAGUUGGCAUUAUUUAUUUACAAAAAUUAAAAAAUGCAAAACGUGUUUAUGGCACUGUUGUUAAUUGCAAAACAAAUUGUGAUGGAUAUAAAGAACAAGGUAUAACAUUACCUUCAAGUUUAAUGCACAGUAAUCUUAUUCGUGAAUUGUAUGAUGAAUGUAAAGUAUCACCAAAUGAUGUUGGAUAUAUGGAAGCACAUGGAACAGGCACUAAAAUUGGUGAUCCUGAAGAAAUUAUGGCUAUUGAUAUUGGAUUAUGUAGUAAUAGAAAAGAACCACUUAUUGUUGGUUCAAUAAAAACAAAUCUAGGACAUGCUGAAGCUGCAAGUGGAAUUGUAUCAAUUGUUAAAAUUAUAAUUGCCAAUGAAACUGGUAAAAUACCACCAAAUUUACAUUUUAAUAAAGCAAAAAAAGGCUUAAAAGCUAUUGAAGAAGGUCGUAUUAGAAUUAUUACUGAACCAGAAAAUUGGAAUGGUGGUUAUGCAGGUGUAAGUGGUCUAGGAUUUGGUGGAUCAAAUGCUCAUUGUCUUAUUAAAUCAAAUAAUAAAGAAAAAAUUAAUAAUGCUUUACCAAAUGAUAAUCUUCCAAGACUUGUUAUGGUAUCUGGAAGAACUGAAUAUGCUGUUAAAUAUAUACUUGAUGAUAUUGAAAAUCGUCCAAUUGAUGUUGAAUUUAUUAAACUUCUUCAUGACAUUCAUGCUAAUCGUAUUGAUGGUCAUUUAUACGGUGGCUAUACUAUCUUGAAUACAAUAAAUUCAGUAGAAAAAACACUCCAGUCAAAUUGUGAAAAAGUUAUUAAAAGAAAAGUUGACAUUUUACCACAAAAAAAACGUUCUGUUUGGUUUGUUUUCUCGGGCAUGGGAUCUCAAUGGCCAACAAUGGGAAAAGCAUUCCUUUGUUUUCCAAUAUUUGCUGAAGCAAUACGUAAAUGUGAUGCUAUUUUAAAACCAAUGAAUAUUGAUAUUUAUGAUAUUAUCAAUAAUCCAGAUAAAUCAAAAUUUAAUAAUAUAUUAAAUGCAUUUAUUGGAAUUGGUGCUGUUCAACUUGGUUUAGUUGAUUUACUUAAAUCAUUGGAAAUUUUACCAGAUAAAAUUAUUGGUCAUUCAAUGGGUGAGGUGGGUUGUGCAUAUGCAGAUAAUACAAUAACAGCUGAACAAAUGAUUUUAGCAAUUUAUUAUCGAGGUAUUGCAUCAAUUAACAAUAGGAUAAUUGAAGGUUCAAUGGCUGUAAUUGGAUUAGGUCAUCAAGAUGCUAAAAAAUAUUGUUCAAAUGAUGUUGAAAUUGCUUGUCAUAAUGGAGCCAAAAGUACAACAAUAUCAGGUCCAGCAAUUUCAAUUAAUAAAAUUGUUACUGAGCUAAAUGAUUUGAAUAUUUUUGCCAGAGAAGUUGAAUGUGGUAAAAUUGCUUAUCAUAGUAGUUAUGUUACUGAAGCAUCAUUAAAAUUAUUACAAUAUCUUAAAAAAAUUAUUCCUGAGCCAAAACAAAGAAGUUCCAAAUGGCUAAGUACUUGUUUUCAUCAAAAUGAAUGGUCUACACCAACAGCACAACUAGCAUCUGCUGAAUAUUUUACUAAAAAUUUUACGAGUCCAGUUUUAUUUGAAGAAACAUGUGCUUUAAUUCCUGAUGAUGCAAUUACCAUUGAAAUAUCUCCACAUGGUAUUCUUCAGACAGUUUUACGUACGUCUCUUCAUUCGAGUGUAAUUAACAUGUCACUUGCUCAACGAGGUCAAGAUAAUAUUCAAGUAUUUCUUGAUUGUAUUGGAAAACUAUAUUGUGCUGGUAUACAAUCAAAAAUAUCAAAUUUAUAUCCAAGUGUUUCUUUACCAGUAUCAAGAGGUACACCAAUGUUAUCACCAUUAAUAAAAUGGCAACACGCUGAUGAUCAUUUUGUUGUUUCAUUUGACAAUGAAAAAAGUAUCAUGUCACAAGAACGAACAAUUGAAGUUUCUUUGAAAGAUCAAGAGUUUAAAUAUAUGACUGGACAUGUUGUUGAUGGUAUUAAUUCCAUGCCUACAACUUUUUAUUUUGUUUUUAUUUGGCAAACUUUGUGUAUGAUGCAAGGAAAAUCAUUUUUUGAUACGUCUAUUGUAUUUAAAGAUAUUAAAUUUUUAAAAACAAUUAUAUUGCCUGAAAGUAGACCUAUAAAAAUUACAAUUUUCAUCGACAAAGAUAGUGGAAAAUUUAAAAUUAUUAAAGAAGAAGAUGAAAUAGUUGCUACUGGUAAAGUUUACUCUACCACCAUUGUUUCAUCAAACAAUAAAAUUGUUACUUUAAAUGAUAAAAAAUUUGAUACUUUAACAAGGGAAGAAAUUAAUAAAGAAUUACGAUUAAGGGUGUGUGGUACAAUUGAAUGGGUCAAUAAUUGGGAUACAUUUUUGGCAAACAUGAUACAAGUUAAACUAUUAAGUCUUGAAACAAGAAAUUUAUUUGUUCCAAUUUCAAUUAAAAAGUUGACUAUUGAUACCAAGAUGCAUUUAGAUCAAAUAAAUUCAAUGCCAAAUGAUGACAAAAAAGAAUUUCAAGUAUUUUAUGAUGAUAUCUUAGACAUUAUAGUGUCUGGAGGUAUUGAAAUUAAAGGUAUCAAAUUAAAUUCAAUUGCAAGAAAAAGAAUAACAUGUAAACCAAUUAUUCAAAGUUAUAAGUUUGUUUGUCAUCAAGAUGACAAAGAUGAGCUUAAUCUUGAGGAUGCAAUUAGAAUGUCAGUACAAUUGUCAGUAGAAAAUUAUUCAACAAUGAAAUGUAAAAUAUUAGAACUCGUACAAACAAAUGAUGAUAUUGAAAAUUUAUUGACUCCAAUUAUUUGGAAAGCUAUUAGCGAAAUUCCAACAAUUGAAGUUGAAUUUGUGACUGUAUCCAAGAUGAAUCUUUAUGACAAUAAUAAUACUUCUGCGAUUCCAGUUACGGUUAUUGAACCAAAUCAAUUUUCAUUGAAAACAAAUGCACUGAUAUCAGCUGGACAAAAUAUUUUAUCAUCAAUGAUAGAUUUUACAGUUUCACAAUUUAUUUUAUCAAUUGAAGAUAAUAAUUUUUUACUUACAAUUGAAAAAACAAUUAAUUUACAAAAACCAGAGCUACUAAAAGAGUCUCUUGAAAAACAUUGUCUCAAGAUAAUUAUCAAAAAAACAAUUGGAAAUUUGACAAUUUUAUUAUUGAGAAAAUGCAUAGAGAGUGAAAAAAAUUAUUCAAUAAUUCAUGUUAAUAAUGAUAAUACAUAUUUAUGGAUUGAAAAAUUACAAAAUGCCCUAAAAUUGAGUACUAUAAGUUCAAGAAUUUUAUUAAUUACUGAUAAAAAGUUUGAAAAUGGUUUAUCGGGAUUAAUGAAAUGUCUUCAAAGUGAAUCAGGAACUCAAGCUGCUAUACGUGGAUUUAUUUUACAAGAUGAUAAUGCACCUGAUUUUAAUAUUGAUAAUCCAUUUUAUCAAGAACAAUUGAGUUUGGAUUUAUUCUUAAAUGUAUUACGCAUUGAUUCAAAUUCAACUUUACCUGUAUGGGGCACAUAUCGUUAUUUUAUGUUGCCUGAUACACAAAAAUCGUAUGAUCAUUAUGAUCAUGCAUAUGUUAGACAAUUAAUAAAAGGUGACAUGAAUAGCUUCGAAUGGCAUCAAGGACCAAAAACAUUAAAUUCAUUAACAUCACCAUCAAGCAUGAUUAAAGUUAUUUUUAGCUCAAUUAAUGAACGUGAUGUGAUGCUGGCAAAUGGAAAACUUAAACCAGAAUCAAUUACAAGCUCAAGACUUGAUGAAGAUUAUAUAUUUGGAUGUGAAUAUAGUGGUAUUGAUUUAAUGAAAAAUAAACGUAUAAUGGGACUUGUUAAAACAAAUGCAUUAACAAAUUUAAUUGAAAGUAAUAAUUCAAUAUUAACUUGGAAUAUUCCUGAUAAUUGGUCAUUACAAGAUGCAGCAACAGUUCCAUUUGCUUAUGUGACAUCAUAUCUUGCUUUAUAUAUUUAUGGUAAAAUAAAAAAAGGUGAUAAAGUAUUAAUUCAUCAAGCAACUAAUGUUAUUAGUCAGGCAGCAAUAACAUUGGCUCUCAAUGAAGGAUGUGAAGUAUUUGUAACUGUAAAAUCAUCAGAAAUGAAAAACUUUAUUAUCAAUAAAUUUCCACAAAUAAAAGAAGAUCAUAUUGGAAAUUUAAUUGAUAUGAAUUUUCAAAAUACGAUUAUUGAAAUAACCAAAGGACAAGGUGUAAAUGUUGUUUUAAAUUUUGUUUCUGAUAAUAAUCAUAAAAAUAUCUCAAUCGAAUGUUUAAAAGAAGGAGGUAAAUUUUUGGAAAUCAAAGACGUUGAUAAUGAAAUAAAUAAUACUAUUGAGUUUGAUUUAUUAAAAAGUAUACACUUUCAAGUUAUUUCAUUGAUUGAUGUACUCAAAACAAAUAAUAAUGAUGAUGAAAUAUUAUUAAAAUUGAGAGAUUUAUUACAAAAUGGUGUUAAUGAAGGAAUUGUCAAACCAUUGAGUAGUAUAUUAUUUAACAGAGAUCAAUUGAAGUUCGCAUUUAAACAUUUGAUGAAUAAUAAUGAAGUUACUGAAAAGGUUGUUAUUCAAAUUCAAGAUGAAAAUAAUGAUGAAUCAAACAGCAAGCAACUGAUAUCUUUACCAGUAAUUCCACGUUUUUACUGUAAUCCAAAUUACAGUUAUAUUAUUUAUGGUGGACUUGGUGGUUUUGGUCUUGAGCUUGCAGAUUGGUUAUUCAUUCGUGGAGCAAAAUAUUUGAUACUAACUUCACGAAGUGGUAUCAAAAAUGGAUAUCAACAAAUGAAAAUUAAUUAUUGGAAAAAAAAUGGUGUAAAAGUUGAAAUAAUUUCAGGAAAGUUGGCUCACAUUGAAGCAGAUUGUGUUGAUAUUUUAACAAUUUCUUUAAACAUUGCACCAGUUGGUGGAAUUUUUAAUCUUGCUGUAGAACUUGAUGACAAGCUUUUUUGUGAUCACACAGCUGAAACUUUUGAUUAUUCUUUUAAAUCAAAAGCUUGGAGUACUAAAAAUUUUGAUAAAUUAUCAAGAAAAAUGUGUCAAAAUCUUGAAAAUUUUGUUGUUUUUUCCUCAAUAACAUCCAGUUAUGGUCGUCAAGGAAUGACAAGUUAUGGAAUGACAAAUUCUAUCAUGGAAAAAAUUUGUGAAAAACGAAUUGCCGAUGGAUUACCAGCAUUGUCAAUACAAUGGGGAGCUAUUGAUAAUGUUGGUAUACUUGGAAAUAUACAAAAAAAUAAUGAUAACUUUAUAUUUGCUGGUACUUUGAGACAAAAAAUUUCAUCAUGUAUAGAUGCACUUGAUAAAUUUUUAAUGCAAUCACAACCAGUUGUAUUGAGUAUGAUAAUUCCGGAAAAACGAAGCAAAAAAUCAGAUAUUAUAUCAAAUAUAGUUGAUGCUGUUAUGAAAAUAAUUGGUCUUAAAGAUCUAAAAAUGAUUAAUAAACAUGUGCCACUUAGUCAGCUUGGAAUGGACUCAAUUUUGGUAUUUGAAAUUCAAAAAACUCUUGAACAAGAGUUUAAUAUUAUUCUUAAUACCCGUGAUAUUUGGACUCUCAAUUUUGAAAAAUUGGAAAAUAUGCAAAAGCACCAAGAUAAUAAUAAAAAAAACGACACUUUAAUGAAAGAUUAA
Messenger RNA from Aphidius gifuensis, 6267 nucleotides. RefSeq names its product fatty acid synthase-like. The record is from RefSeq and is a predicted model, not a curated record. Bases 1 to 6267 code for a protein of 2088 amino acids. Lineage: Eukaryota; Metazoa; Arthropoda; Insecta; Hymenoptera; Braconidae. Gene Ontology annotation, molecular function: 3-oxoacyl-[acyl-carrier-protein] synthase activity; fatty acid synthase activity; oxidoreductase activity. Gene Ontology annotation, biological process: fatty acid biosynthetic process. The transcript has 10 exons.